ACGAUUCAAUCAAUUAACCAGUCUAUUACUUUAUCAGUUUUUUUACAUCAGUCGGUUACAUCGAGGGUUACACAAAUCUUGCGCUUUUGUGCACUCAGACUUUGGAGAGUUGCAAGGUUUGUCACCACACGAACACACGAUUCUGUUUGGCAAGGGUUGUUUUGUUCACUUUGGCGCAACAUGUUGGUUUUUCAGCCUCUUUGCUUCAUGCGUGGCGCAGCUUUUUGGAUACUUUUGAACGGGCUUUUGAAGUCCGUACUGCACUGAGCACGGGCCUGCGUAGCUCUCAGGGACUCCCUGAAGGGUGCUCGCUCUCAGUGGUGGGCAUGAUCUUGGUGGAUUGGGCAUAUCAUGUGUACAUGAAGCUGUUGACUCCUUCGGUUCAUGUUUUUAGCUAUGUGGACAAUUUGACCGCAGCUGGUUUUAGACCUCUACAAGUAGUUUCGGCAUUUUUCUCCACGAUGGGCUUUUUCAAACUGUGGGGGCUUUCCCUGGACCUGGACAAGAGCUAUGUUUGGGGACUCACACCGCAAUGUCGCCAGAUCAUGGCCUACUUGGGCCUUUCACUGAAACAAGAUGUCCUGGAAUUGGGUGGCAACAUGUGUUUUGGCAGACCUCGCCGGAAUCGGCUACUGAAAGCCCGGGCCCUCCUUUUGACGGGCAAAUGGGCCAAAUUGCGCCGCAGUCGCGCCCCAGCGGCACAGAAGGUUGCGAUUUUGCCGGCCUCCUUCUGGGCGGUGGCCCUGCAUGGGGUAGCCAUCUGUCCAGUCCCUGACGGGCAUCUUCAUGACCUUCGCCAGUCAGCCAACAAGGCCUUGAGAUGGAACCAAGCAGGCAGUAAUGCUAUGCUACGGUUUGCCCUACAGCCCAACAUGAUGGCUGAUCCGGGCUUCUACCAUGUGAUGCUGGUUUUGACUACUUUUCAACGCAUUUGUAGAGGUUCACAUACGUUACUGGCAUGUUGGCGAUGGUGGUUUCAAUCGUUUCAGGGAGAUUUGCAACAAGGCCCUUUCAGUGUCUUGUUGACGACGCUGACCAGCGUUGGAUGGGAACUGGUUGAUCCUCCUUGGAUACGGGACCAUCUUGGUGGCGAUCAUGAUUUUUUGCUUAUGUCAGGGCCUCUCAUGAAGCAAUUGAUCCAAGAUGCAUGGCUUUUGAAGGUGGCUCAAAAUGUCCAUCACCGGCCAACUAUGGCGGGACUGACCGGCAUUGACCGCCAUGUUACGGUGGAGACCAACACCACUUUGACUGCGCACCAGCUUUCACUGCAGAUGGCGUUGCAAAGUGGGACGUUCAUAGACACUUGGAGCCAUAGUAAGUAUGACAAGUCCAAACAGGGAUACUGUCAAGUUUGUGAUUGCCCCAAUACCCACCAACACCUUUUGGUUUGUAGCAAAUACCAACAUUUACGGGAAAAGUUUUCUUUGACCAGCGCUGAACUGACCUCCUGGCCACCAUGCUUUGCUCAUCAUUUGCUGUGCCCGCGCUCUCCUUUUGUGGAUGCACUACGGGCCUACUUCUUGAACGUGCCAGACAAGUCGAACAUCUUCGACAGUGGUCCGGAAGCUGACGAAGUCAACCACCUUUUCACAGAUGGUUCCUGCUUUGCUCAUGGGCGGAGAGAAACACAUUUGGCAGCCUGGGCCGUCUACAAUGCCACCACGCAACGGCCAUUGGGGACCGGCCCGGUGCCAGGCCUCGAACAAACCAUUGGCCGCGGCGAAUUGAGCGCUUUGGUCUUUGCACUUCGCUGGGCUCUUCAUUUUCAGGUGAAGACACACCUGUGGAUAGACGCCAAAUGGGUUCAUGAUGGUUUCCAACAACGGAAACGACAUACUCCCAACGGCGAUCUUUGGUUAGAGGUGGACAACCUUUUGGCCAACGGCGCGGCGCACUUGGUCGAUUCUUCCUGGAUCCCGUCUCAUUUGGAUCUAGCCCGCUGUGAGAGCCCUUUUGAAGAAUGGAUCGCGCGCAACAAUGCGGCGGUGGAUGUCAUGGCGGUGCGCUGCAACCAUGAAAGACCUCAAUCCUUGUGGACGUUGGUGAACCAACAGCGAGACUGGGAUCAAUGUUGGCGAGAUCGCUUGCAAAAGCUACGCCACUACUACUUUCACAUCUAUGAGAUUACCCACCAGCCUCCCUCAGCGAGUGAAGUGAUCCCUGUGGUCUCCAGUGACGAGGAAGAGAAUGAAGGAUCAUUGUACAGUUUUGCUGAUGUGCUGUCAGGGGCUUCAGACUUUUGUACAUUCCAAGCCACGACAGGUUUUCCUUUUUCAUUUUUGCAGAACCUGAUGUCAUGGAUUCACGAUCAUGAUGAUUGCGAGGAGGUUCCUAGGCCUGUUAGUUUGUUGGAGGUUACGGUUGGUUUGUUGCACUUUGACCCGAUUCAUUUCCCUCAUCGAAAUCCCACGACAGGGGAAUGGACCGAUCAGGACAGGCUUCUGCUUUUUGAGCGGCCCACGCUGGCAUAUUAUUUGGGUAUUGUACAGAAAACAUUCCAGUAUUUGGCCACUCAAUUUAGGUCUUUGGACCCCAUUUUACGAUCAAUUAAUUGUCUCAACCUAGGGGUGCAUAUUCCGCAGAAGGGCAUUUUUCUCCGCCUCCCCAGGGCUCUGAGAUCAGACAUCAAUAUGAUGUUGGGAGGUUUCACAAGGACGCGGCCCGUCCGCAGAAGUGCCGAUUUGGCACGUCCUCUUUAGCGACCAAUGGACAGGCUGGUGACUGCACUGCUGCGGCCGUGCAUCGCUGGUCUUGGGAAGCAGUCCGCACUACAUCAGUCGGUUACAUCGAGGGUUACACAAAUCUUGCGCUUUUGUGCACUCAGACUUUGGAGAGUUGCAAGGUUUGUCACCACACGAACACACGAUUCUGUUUGGCAAGGGUGGGCUGUUUGGCAAAGAGGUUUUCUUCAUCUCAAGAUCAGAAUGAAAGGUUUGGAAGUCGUGUUGCUAAAACAACGUUCAAAGUUUUCGGUGAUAUGUCCAACGUUGGUAAAACACUCCGUGCAACCACCAGAUUUUGGACCCUGUCGACCACAGUUUUUGAGGUGAUGCGGCUGCCAUUGCUGGCAAGAGUGGACUCAGCGCUGACUUGAUCAAGGAGAAAGCCAAGGAUGCCAAGGAGUUUGCCAAGUUGGCCUGUCAGGGUCUUCUCAGUGCAGACUAAGAAGACUAAGCGGGGCGCAAGCGGCGCAACCGGCGAAACCGUUUGCGGUUGUCGCAGAGGACGCCGUGGCGAAGCCCAUGGUUGACCGCGAAGAAACUUCCCGCUCAGUGGUGCCAUCAGCUCAAGAUUUACUGUCUCAUUUCUCUCAAACAAAAAUGAAUAUUUCUAGAUAUGUCGUGAUUUCUUGAAUGCGG
Messenger RNA from Cladocopium goreaui, 3359 nucleotides. NCBI's taxonomy places the organism in Eukaryota, Dinophyceae, Suessiales, Symbiodiniaceae. The record is from the annotation of a GenBank genome assembly.